AUGAGGGUCCAACCAGAUACACAUCAUGAUCAAGAGCAAGCGGUGAAUGCAAGUAAAUGUGAAGAAGCAUUUCUCUGGUUCGUAAAUUUAUGGCGUCAAAGCCAAAUUGGACACCGGAGCGAGUACUCCGUCGAGCGUCUUCUGGCAUUUCGAGACUAUUACAAGCGCACCUCCAUCACUCGUGUCGUCGCUAUUUGUAUCUUAACUCCAAUUCCUGCAAUUACAGUGACGCUUCUAAUCGAUUGCACUCCAUUAAAAUCCCCAUCCGAGGGUUGGCAAGCAAAUUACGCCUUCUGGUUCCGCUGGUUCUUGGCUCUAGUCGCCGUCUCGUUUGGUGUCGCUUUACAAGUCCGCGAAGCCAUUUUACCAGGGGUCAUCUCCAACACUGGAGCUGCUGUUAUUACGUUGGGAACUUCCAUUGUAGAUGUAUCUGUGGCGUUUGUUCUAGCAGUGUUGUGGCAAUUCCCGAUUCCGUUUGGAUACAUUUUAAUGGUGGGACCGUAUCUGCUGAUUGUCUUGAGCUUUACGUUGCUGGUCAUUGGAAGGCAGCGACUUAACGAGUCGCCAAUUCUUCGCCAGCAGAUCAAAGCGCAAGCCACGGUAAUUUUUGCUCAAGGAUCAGUGGCAAUGGCGUAUCCAAUUUUCACUGCGAUCUUCUAUCGACUCUCAGGACCCCAGCAAACUGUAUUCAUCAUCGUGAUUCCCUUGUUCAAGCACAUCACCAAAAUUAUUAUUGCCAAUGCAGCUGGAGGUCUUCAUGAAUACGUCGGUCCAAUCGUGGUCUUCUCGGUCGAUGUUUUUAACGUCUUCUACGUUGCAAUUUGCAUGCAAAUAUCAAAGACAAUGCUCACAACUUUACUUAUCAUCGCCUCAGACGGCUUCCAUGUGCUCGUCGCUCUUCGGGGUAUUUUUCGCCAAGCUAACGUCAUCACACCUGGAACAUCAUGCUCAAUAAAUUACGUGGAAGAUUUACCAGUUAUGCUACGCAAAGUAUUCAAAACUCCAAAGACAUUGGCGCAUGGCUAUCGAAUUCGAGUGUCUGCACCAUUUCCAUUACCACUAGCGGACGAAAGUCGUGCGUUCUUAGAAAAUAUUUCAAGAAACCAACAGAAAAUUCCAGCUUUGAAUGCAUCGCAAGUGCGUACAACCGGUCCCUCCAGACUUCUCACACUGAUGCAGCCAGACACACUCCCGUCAGCUAAGGCCACUAUGAAGAGUGUCACAACAAAAGAGGCUGCUUGUGACGCACUCCAGGCACUCUUUCAUUCCGAAUACCUCCUUAUGACGGAGUAUAUCGAGUGUAUCUUGCCACUUCUGUACGCAAUAUACUUACCGAUUCUUUUUGAGCUACCAGCGGCUCCUUACUACCCACAAACAGCGUCAUCGACCCCCGAGAAGUUGAGGAAUGAUGUUAUCAACAUUUUAAUGUUCGGAGCGGUCGAGAUGACCGGAUUCGUUGGUCUUCUCUUCAUUCUCAAACGGAAAUUUGGAAUUUCCCCACUUUAUCAACUCGCAUUUGUACUAGAGACUCAGAUGUGUACUGUACAAGGUCAUCUCUUUGUAUGGACUGUAUUCAUCUUACACAUGCCGCUGAUGCACUAUGGAGUUAAUUACGCCGUCCAAUUCAACUAUUGA
Messenger RNA from Phytophthora nicotianae INRA-310, 1635 nucleotides. RefSeq lists its product as hypothetical. NCBI's taxonomy places the organism in Eukaryota, Oomycota, Peronosporomycetes, Peronosporales, Peronosporaceae. The transcript has 2 exons. The coding region runs from base 1 to 1635 and encodes 544 amino acids. The record is from RefSeq and is a predicted model, not a curated record.